ACGCACUUUUUUAGAAAGCACGUCAGUUACGAAGCGGAGUUCAAACCACCUGAUGAUCUCCGGUACAACCUGCUUACUUAUAACACUAAAUCUACCUCGAGUAACAAAGUGUGUCGCUUGAACCUUGUUUCCUUCGUAACUCCUGGUGUUUUAAAGAGAUUUAGGUUGAAACAUUGCACUAGUUUGUGUUGAUUUCUGCUCCUAAUUGCACUUGAGCGUUGAUUGAGGAUGCAUACUACCCAAAAGGACACGACCUACACCAAGAUAUUUGUCGGAGGUUUGCCUUAUCACACCACGGAUUCCAGCCUAAGGAAAUACUUUGAGGUGUUUGGGGAAAUCGAGGAAGCUGUCGUGAUUACCGACAGACAGACAGGGAAGUCCAGGGGCUAUGGUUUUGUGACAAUGGCAGACCGCUCUGCAGCAGACAGAGCUUGUAAGGACCCCAACCCUAUCAUUGAUGGCAGGAAGGCCAACGUGAACCUGGCUUACCUGGGAGCCAAGCCGCGGGUGAUGCAACCAGGUUUCACGUUCGGUGUGCCCCAGAUUCAUCCGGCUUUCAUCCAGAGACCUUAUGGGAUCCCCGCUCACUACGUAUAUCCACAGGCAUUCAUGCAACCCAGUGUGGUGAUCCCUCACGUGCAGCCGGGCACUGCAUCCGCUGCCACCGCCACCGCCUCCUCGCCCUACAUCGACUACACUGGAGCUGCAUACGCACAGUAUGCCAGUGCUGCCACCGCUGCUGCUGCAGCUGCUGCAUAUGAGCAGUACCCGUAUGCCGCCUCGCCUGCUGCAGCUGGCUACGUCACAACAGCCGGCUAUGGCUACGCUAUGCAGCAGCCACUGGCCGCUGCCACUCCAGGCUCGGCGGCAGCUGCCGCAGCCGCAGCAUUUGGUCAAUACCAGCCCCAGCAACUGCAGGCCGAGCGCAUGCAAUAGCAGCUUAUGGCAUGGAGCAGUGAUUGGGGGGGAAAGCCGAUGCCCAGUGACUGCUCAUUGGCUUCGUAGAGGUGUCUCAAGAGAGGGAGGAUAAUGUGAUGAGGAUGAUGAUAAUGAGGAUUGAUGGAGGUGUUUAAAUGAGGUGGGAUCUCCAUCGCUUUCCAACUUGCUGUGAUUAAACCAAAAAAAAAAUGUGAAAAAAAAAAAAAUCAGAGAAGGCCGAAAGUCAGAGAUUUAACUUUUUACCAUUAUUGAUACUGUUAUUGUUACCUUUAUGCUUAAUAUUGAUGUAGUGUAUUUAUUGCUAAAGGAGAACGCAAUGACUAAUCACUGUGGCUUGGAGGUGUAGACAAAGCCUUGAGUCCAGAUGCUGUCAUUAAAUUAGAAGACUUUUCUUCACGAAGGACGUUAGAUGUCCAAACAGUGUUUUGUUUCUGAAAGCCCUCUAACUUACAUAUUUAUUCUCAUUUUUGAGGGCUUUUUCGGUUCUGUCGUCUAAUGUGCAUUGCAAGGUUUUGUUUUCUGAUUAUCAGGGAAAUGGAGCGUUUAUCCAACAAAUUAGUAAAGACAAACAAACUCUGCCAAUCAGGGAGUAAUACACAUCUGUGGAGAAAUGAAGUGAAUGAAAGUGUAAUUGUAACUUUGUCUGGCAUGUUCAGGAUUACUUUUUAAUCUUCCUGAUGCUGAAUGUCCCUCUACUCUGAUUCCCAUUUUGAAUUCUUGAACUAUGCAAAGAGAAAACCGUCACCAGGAGACGAAACAAGCCGCAGAGAUUUCCUGCCACUCUCCUUUGAAGGACAACGAACAAUUUCGGAGCGCGAUGAAAGGACAUUACAUAGUAUUAUUUGUCUACUCACACACAUGCACACAUACAGACACUAAUUUCUUUAACACUGGGGCAAAAUGUUAACUCUGUGCAAACUCCUCAACACGUCAUUGAACACGUACAAUUAUUCAUGCACUCGCAUGGUAUGAUAAGUACGAAUUGACAAAAAAGGUCAGAGCUGAAGACUCGUGAGUGAGAAGCAGGCAACAGCUGCAGUGUGGACACACACAUACACACACACACUUCUCUGGAAAGAACGCAUCACUUGUGCUUGUUUGUUGAGCUGUCACAUUUUAAUCCCUGGGCCCGCCUGGGAACACGUCCCCCUCCAGCUUUGUCAGCAGUUCCACCUCUGUCCUAGUGAGAUGGACUGAAGGCUGAAGCACAGGUUGCACUUCGCCGAUCCUCUUCUAGCAUCAACCUCGGCACCAGCCACCACAUCUCUCAAUCGCAAGCAGCUCCUCUAUGGAAUGAACGAAUGAGAGAACGAGAAACAGACUUCAACAAUGUACCAAUGAACUUCCAUCAGUCAACCAAACUCUAUCAGUGAAAAUAAUGUUCUUUUUUUUUUUUUGUUUGUUUGUGUGUUUGUCUACAGAAAUGCCUGUGCACCAGCAUGUCUUUCCUAGUGAGAGAUAAAUCCAUUCUCUGUUCUCUCAGAAAACCUGAUGUCAUAUUGUUAUACUAGAAAGCAGGACUAAAACUGAGCGCUCAAACUCAAGUAUGAUAUGAUAGUUCGCAGUGCCUUACAACUGUAAAGCUAUUUAAAGAGAAAAAGAGAACUGCUAUUUAUUUAUUUUGAGUUAUGCUGCGCUCUAAGGAUGUAGACUUAGUGGCGGUACUGUAUUAAUAAUAAUAAUAAUAAUAAUAAUAAUAAUAAUAAUAAUGUAUUCAUCUCAUGGCAUAUUAUAAGUUAUUGAGUAGAUUUAGUUAUAGUAUCAUUAACAUACUCAACCAAAAAUGUUGAUUUAUUUAAGAUACAAUUCUGUAUGUGCACUGUACUUUUUUUUUUCCUAUGCCUUAUGAAUUUUUAGAGCAUUUCAUUAAAUAUCUGCUAGGUUAAUGCCUCUUGUAAGAUGUUUAUUUAAUGCAGGCCUAUUUGCAGGCAGAAUCUUUUUUUUUUUUUUUUUCUAGAACGGUAGAAAUUUUUUAAAAAGAGAAAAGCUCCUUGUAAAAACUAGCAAAAUGCUGCUUCAUACAUUAGAAUGUAUAGUCCUUGUCAAGGUUCAAUAUCUGUGCUUCUACUGCUUUUAAUAUACAUCAGAUGGGCUGUUUUACACUGUCGGGAAUUUUUAUACUUGAACUUGAACAAGGGAAAAUAUGAAAAGCAAUAACAACAAAAAACUUUUAAGGAAGCAUUUCAUUGUCACUGGAUUUGGGCAUGUAAGGUGUUAUUUACUAUUUAAUGUAAAUCCAAAGGUUGUCUCAGUAAACUUAAUUUAAACCGUAUUACAGAUUUUCAACACUAUUUACUCAAAAAGAAAAUAAAAGGUUCUAUAUUUCAA
Molecule: messenger RNA, 3267 nt
Organism: Tachysurus fulvidraco (yellow catfish)
Lineage: Eukaryota; Metazoa; Chordata; Actinopteri; Siluriformes; Bagridae
Gene: rbm24a
Product: RNA binding motif protein 24a
Exons: 4
Coding region: 229-936 (235 amino acids)
Cellular component (GO): cytosol
Molecular function (GO): mRNA 3'-UTR binding
Source: RefSeq, a predicted model, not a curated record